Molecule: messenger RNA, 1058 nt
Organism: Theobroma cacao (cacao)
Lineage: Eukaryota; Viridiplantae; Streptophyta; Magnoliopsida; Malvales; Malvaceae
Product: proline-rich family protein
Biological process (GO): regulation of protein complex stability
Cellular component (GO): chloroplast thylakoid membrane
Source: RefSeq, a predicted model, not a curated record
AAGCCAUGCUAAACCAGAGGCAACAGUAUGGACAGGCAAAAUGGUUAAAAUCCCACCACAGAAUACCCAUCAUCACCACACAAAAACCUUGGCAACAGCAACAACAACCCAGAAAAAACCAUUAAAGCAAACAAUCUCUUGCUCACCUCUCUCUCUCCAUUACCAGCAAGAAUACCCAAGACACAGAACAUGGCAUGUGCAUCACAGGCAAUGAUAUCAGCCAACAGUUGUGCGUUCACUUCACCAAAAUUGUUUAAGAAAUGCUACGAACUCAACAACAAGACAAGCUUCUUCACUGUUAGAGCUUCCUCUGAUGAUUCUGAUGACUGUAAUGAAGAAGAAUGUGCUCCUGAUAAGGAGGUUGGGAAGGUGAGUGUGGAAUGGUUGGCAGGGGACAAGACCAAAGUGGUUGGGACAUAUCCACCUCGCAGAAGGGGUUGGACUGGCUAUGUUGAGAAGGACACUGCUGGGCAGACCAAUAUCUAUUCAGUUGAGCCUGCAGUUUAUAUAGCAGAAAGUGCAAUAAGCUCAGGAGUUGCAGGUUCUUCUGCCGAUGGAGCCAAGAGUACAUUAGCCAUCAAUGCAGGAAUUGCCCUUGUCUUUGUUGCUGCAGCUUCAGCUGUAGUCCUCCAAGUUGGCAGGAAUUCACCUCAGGUUAAGACGGCUGAAUAUACAGGGCCGGCACUUAGUUACUACAUAAACAAGUUUAAGCCACCGGAAAUUAUCCAGGCUACGGCUCCAAGUCUGACUGAAUCUCCCUCAUCCGUGCUACCGGAAAGCUCUGCUCCUGAAGUUUCACAGGUUGAGGUUCAAUCCGCACUUCCACCAGAAUCUUCUAGUCCGAGCACUAAUUCAUAGGCAAAUUUUGGACAAAUUUCUUGUAAUUUUUAAAAUUUAUUUGUCUAUAUACAGCUCCUGUAUGCUACUACUGUGAUAGUUGAAAUACAGUUGAGCAUAACUUCGAGGAUAUACAUGGAAUAGCCACAAUAUUUCUAAGGGUAUAUGGUAUUGUUUUCUAAUGCAUUAGCCAUCUGUGAUGGUUUUCUGACUUUGAUAAA